Rhopalosiphum padi (bird cherry-oat aphid) is the source of this 7928-nucleotide messenger RNA. Its product is annotated as protein piccolo-like. NCBI's taxonomy places the organism in Eukaryota, Metazoa, Arthropoda, Insecta, Hemiptera, Aphididae. Gene Ontology annotation, molecular function: transcription corepressor activity; protein binding. Gene Ontology annotation, biological process: negative regulation of transcription by RNA polymerase II. The transcript has 12 exons. Bases 877 to 6879 code for a protein of 2000 amino acids. The record is from RefSeq and is a predicted model, not a curated record. Gene Ontology annotation, cellular component: nucleus.
GCGCCCGAUCAGUCGCCACCGUCAGUCGAGUGGAGUGAAUCGCAUAGUGCGGACCGACGUCGUCGUUCGCGUGCCACGUACACACACACACACACACAUACACACACACACACACAUGCGUGCGCGCGCACCACACACUGUCGUCCGCGAAAAUCCAACGCCCGCCGCCGCGAUAGUGAAUCAGUGAAACGCUUCACGGGUCAGUGUUUUAAGUUUUUUUCGUCGCAUUUGUUUCGUUAAAAAGUUUUUCGCGCGCGAUCGUGUCGUGCUAGUAGCCGUCGGAAAAAAUUUUCAAUUUUAAAAUAGUAAUUGCCGCGCUCGCUAAUUCGCCCGCCGCCGUUAUCUUGUCCGCGCGCACCCCGUGUGUUUGUGCGUGAAAUAAUCUCGGUUGCGCUCGUGGUUUCUCCUUUCGACCGCGACCCAGGUAUAAAAUAUUAAUCACGUUCUCCUUAGCUCUUUUCAAAAGUGUCCGGUACCGGGUAAAAUCCGGUGUGUUCCAUCGUCAACGUUUUCGUAAGUUUUCGUAUGUAAUUCGUCUUCGUCCCGGCUGAUGUCCCGGCGACUCGACUUCAAUUCUGCCGGAUUGAUCUUAGUAAAUAGACAACAAGUGGAUUUUUGAAGAAUUCUUCUACAAUAAAGUGGUUAUGUAAAGUGGUUUCAUAGAACCUAUAGAAUUUUCAUCUGCACCGAAUACUCCAGUGUCGUACAUCAGUGCAUUGAAGACGUUUCAGUUGAUCCGAGAAGACAAAUAAUAUAUUAAGUGGAUAUCUAUUAUUAUUUUUAAAAAUGGCCACGAACAUGGACGAACAUUUUAGAGUGCAUUUUUCAAUAUCCACGCGGUCCAUUUCCAUUGCGUUCAGCUGAAGUAAUAAUAUUAUGGACUCGGGAUUUAGCAACAUGCUGGAAAACACUAGGAAAUACUUUCAAGGUAUCCCCACGGAUGCAGCCUCCACCGCAGCAGCAGCUGCAGCAGCAGCGGCCGCUCAAUUGCACUUCCCACCGCCGUUGCCUCCGUCGCACCACCUGCACCACAACGGUGGUGGCGGUGGCAGGUCAUCGAUGAACUCGUCGUCGUCGUCGUCAUCGUCGUCCUCGUCGGAACCGUCGUCGGCGGCGGCCACCGACCGGUUCGCAGGCUACCACCCACACUUGCGGUACAACUUUCAACCGUACUCGACGCCGGGCCACUAUCCGCGCACCGCCGUUGACCCCAAGCCCGCGGCAUUCCAACACCACCACUUUCAGCCGCCGUCGUCGCUUCAAUAUCACCAACAGCAACAGCUCCAUCAGCUGCCGCCCUCUGCGUCGUCGUCUUCACCGCCGUCGCCGUACAAGUCGCCGUACACGUUACAACCACUGGCGCCACCGCCGCUGACUGUCAAACAACAACAGCAGCCGCCUCCGUCGCAGUUUAAGCCGAUGUCGAUCGCUCGAUCAUCGCCACCGGCCGCGGCCGCGGGCAAACAGUAUUCGCCGCCCAAACCGCCGCAAUCGCCGUACGCGGUAGUGCCCAAACCGACGUCCGGCGCGCCGCAGCCCCAGUCGCCGUUCACCGCGCCCAAAGAACAGCAGCCGUCGGUGCCCGAGACGCCGCCGCCUUCGCCGCAUUCUUCACACUACUACAACAGGACGUCGCACAGUGGCCUGCAACAACAGGCCAUCGACAGGGAUUACUUGCGGUUCAAACCCAUACAGACGCCGCCGCCGCCGCCCAACAGGUUCCAACCGUUGGAGAGGCCAAAGUCCGAAGUGCCCGUGACCAGCGGGACGGGACUGCAAUCCUCGCACUUGGCCAUCAGGUACGACCCGAAACUCGAACAGCCCCGCAGCGGUGUCAGAGCGGUGCCCAUAGCUCAGGCCAAGCAACCGUCGUCGUCAUCGUCGUCGUCUUCGUCGGCAACGGCAGCGGCCGUAGCGGCAGCGCAACACGACGUUAAUCGAGUGAUCGUGCAGAAACCCGAACCAUUGCGGUAUCAUCAGCAGCAACAGCAACAGCAACUUACCAACAACCUCCCUCAAAGAUCGUCGUCGUCGUCAGACGACCAUCAUCAUCGUCAUCAUAAACGUCCGGCCUCGGUGCAGCCGUCGUACUUGGAUUCCAGACCGUUCCAGAUAAAGUACGACGGCGGCAGCGGCAACAACAACAGCAACGGCAGCAGUAGCAACGGCAGCAGCGGCAGUGGCCAGUCUUCGUCCACGUCGUCGUAUCACAGGCCAUUCGCCGUGACACCGCAAUCACUGACUCCGUCGUCGUCGCAGGCCUCCCCCGCCAUUAUCGUAUCCAGCAUGGACCAUCGCUGGGCCGCGUUCGACGGCAGGGCGCCACCCGCGUUCUUGCAACAGUCGUCGUCGUCCUCGGCAGCGGCGGUCAUCAACGGUUACCACCACCACCAUCGGCCGCCACCGAUGCCGCCGUCAACUUCGUCGUCGCUUCCGGCAACCGUGGUCACCCAGCACCAUCAACACCAUUCGUUGUCCAGACAGCAGCAACAGUCGCAACACUAUCCGCUCAACUUGCACAAGCUCACGCAGCCCGCUCGACCGGCCACCGCUGCCGGCCAACUGCAACAGCCGGUGAAAUUGGCCCAAGAAAACAAUGGUACGAGCGCUCCGACCAAACUGCGAUUCGAAACCACGAAACGUGAGUCUCCGCUUGACCUGUCAGUGAAGACCGUGUGUCGAUCUGCCGACUCAACCGAUGAUCGGUUAAAUCCGUUCGGGCACGACAUACCCAAAGUGAAUUUCAAACCGGACUUCAACAGGUCUUUACCGGGGACAGCUACGGCGCCACCCCCGCAGACUGCAGUUGUCGUCGUCGGAGGCCAACAGCACCAACAGCACAACAACGCCGCCGCCACCGCCACUGCCUAUAACCAUCACCACCAUCAGCAGUUCGCUGCUCAGAUGUCGCUUUCGCUUCCACCGCCGACGCCGCUACCGCCGCCGCCGUCUCAGACCGUGGUCGUAGUGCAAUCUUCGCCGCAGCAACCGUUACCGUCGGCGGCGGCCGCCCCAACGACUCCACUGCCACCGGUAGUGCGUCCACACCACCACCCUCACGCCAACAACACGGUGCCACCGUUGUCGUCGGCGGACGAAGCUUGGCGGGCGGCCAUAGACAGGCAGAUCGAACAGAAAUUUAACUCGUACACUUCGUCCAAAAAACAUCAUCCACAUCCGCUACACCAGUAUCCUCAGCUUCUGCAGCAUCAGCAACUGCACCAUCCGAUUCCGUCGAACGCGAUGGAACUACAUCAGCAGCAGCAACAGCAGCCUCCGCCGUCGCAGCAACAGCAGCAACAGCAAGGUCCUGCUCAGGCCGACAAGCGCGUGUUGGAGAUACUCAAGCAGAAUAUCGAGGCGCGCGACCAGAGCAGUCGGCCGCAGAUUGCCGAGGCGCCUUCUACGCCGGCCAUGGUAUUUUCGACGCCCAUUCGGAAGGAACCGUCAACCACGCCCCUUAAGAAAACCGACUAUUACAUGGCCGAGCGCACGGCUGUCACACCGUUCCCGAAGAAGAUCGACUACUACAUGGACAGGGCGUAUUGCAACGCUCCAAGGAUUCGGACCAAAGCCGAGAGGAAACAGAUAUCUGCCGAAGGGUCGUCCAGUGGCACGAGAAUGAGCAGCCCAAUGGCUGCUGCCACAGCUAUAUCACCUCACCCAUUUUUGCCAUCAAAUAACAGCGUACCUCAAACAAAACAAGAACCGACUCCGCUCACACAAACUGAAUCGGUUAUAGAUCUCAAGCUUGAAAUCAAACGAGAACCGUCGCCCACAAAAGAACCAGAUCUGAACUUGUUAAAAAAAGAAGAAACUGAGAAAGAUGAGGACGACGAAGACUUCUGGACGAACACAUGCAAUUCAUUUGUAGUGCAGUUGGCUGAAACUCAAGAAAAGAAAAAAGUUAAAACGCCAGUUAAAAGGAAAUCGCCAAAAGAAUUGCAACCACAACCACCUAAAAGAAAGUACACAAAACGAAUAAAAAUCGAACCUAUUGCUGAAACCGAUAAAGACAAUAAAUUAUCAGAUGUUCAAAAUGAGUCAAAAUCAAUAGAAGAAGUGAAGUCGGAAAAGUCAUCUCUCUUAGAAAAUGUCGUUUGUGAAGAAAAAACACAGAAAGACGCAGAACCUUCGGAUAUGGACAAAGAAAAUAAAACAAAACUAGAAGACACAGAAAAGACUGUGGAUGAUAUUAAAGACAAAGAAGACAACGAGAAAAAAUCAGCUAAAGGAAAACCCAGAAGAAAUAAACGAAUCAUUAUUAAGCCAUUGAAAGUCAAGAAAAUAAAGAAAGAACAUAAGAAAGAGCUAAAAAUAAAAGAGCUGAAAAAAGAAACGAAAAAAGAAGAAAAGAAGGAACUGAAAAAGGCAGAAAAGAAAGACAAAGACACUGUUAAGAAAGAGCAACUGCCAAAACUGGAAAAGAAAGAGCUGGCGGUAUUGACAAAAGAAGAGAAGAAAGGACUGAAAAAAGAAGAAAAACGCGAUCUCAAGAAAGAUCAACAACAAUCGGAUCACGGCAACAAAAAAGAUCUCAACAACAAGAAAGAAAGUAAAAAAGCCGAAGCUAACCGAAAAAGAGUUGUGGUGGAAAAAGAAAACCUGACAAAAAACAUCGAAAACACGUCGAGGAGAUCUGCCGCCGCCGCAGCCAUCGAAGUAGCCGGCAAGCUCAAUCCCAGACAGUCGUUGAGGCGAAAGAACUCUUUAAAAGAUUACACGUUCGCUUUUGACGAGUUAUUAGACGAUGCGUUCUCGCAUUUCGAAACUGUCAAAAUCCCAGUGAAGAGGAGACGGAAGUGCGCAUCACCGUCGCCAACUCCUGCUCCAACAGUAGUCGCCGCUGCGGUUGGUCCAACACAGUUGAUCGCCGUCGUCAAGAAGACCAAAGAAAAGGAUAACGAAACGAUUCGGAUGCGGUUGCGGUCUAGGAACAGACCGCUGUUGGCCAAACAGGAACCACAACAGGCUUUAUCCAAGAAGAAAGCUAACGUGAAAAACAAAAUCAUUCCAAAAAGACGGCGUAAAAAGUCGCUUGGCGAGAAGUCUGCUCAUACCGUCGUCGCAACCACGGAAGACUGGAAGGACGAGUUGUACAAGUUCAAGCGGUCGUUGCGCCUACCGUCCAAACUCAUAUCUGUAGUGUCACCGCCGACCGCCGGAGCCGUAGCUGCUGACCAGGUGUCGUUGACCUCAAUCAUGAACAUUCCGCCGCCGCCAAAGCCGGGUAAGGAACCUAAAGCGGCCAAGUUGGCGGCGUGCCAAUCGUCACAGGCAGGAGGACCCGGCGGAGUAGUUGGCAAGAACAAGCCAAAACGGUUGGGUGGCCACAUGUUCGGGCGCCGGGAUGUCAUGUUCAAGGGACGGCGUAUGAUGAAGCGUGAGAAGAUCGUGUCCGCGGAGAAGUUAAUGCAACGGAACUUGCGAAAGAGACGGCAGCGCGAAGACGAGGUAAUGAAAAAGGGGUGUGCCGGCGAAGAGGCCACCGCGUCUCAUUUUGACGACGAAGACGAGGAGGAGGUGCGUGCCGGAGACGAAGAGGACGAAGAAGAUGACGAUGGUGGUGCAACUGGGGCUAGUGGUGUAAAACCACCGGCGCGCAUGCUGUUCAAACGGAAGUUAAUGCGCAAAAAGUUUCGGUCGGGGUUCGACUACAUCAAAAAGAAGAAGAAGAAGGAACCGUUAUCGGACAAAAAACCCACUAUGGUGAUAACCACCACUGCCGCCUCCGCCUCCAUUCCGCCAAGCGCGCCGCGUUAUGUGUCGGAAAUCCACGCCGAAAUCAAAGGGUGGAUAGUCAACAAGGGACAUGGCGAAACAGUACUCCACCGGGCCGCCAGACUAGGGGUCGACGACGUCGUGGGUUAUUGCAUGGAAAAACUUGAGUACGCUCCAUCGGUGGCUGACAACGCGGGGUACACGCCGUUACACGAAGCGUGUUCACAGGGCCAUUAUCACAUUGCCAAGUUGUUGCUUCUGUUCGGGGCAGAUGUCAGCGCCAGCGCUCAAGGAGGCAUACGGCCUCUACACGAAGCUGUAGAAAAUGGAGACGUGCACCUGGUACGUUUGUUACUCAGUUAUGGUGCCGACCCGCAUUUGGCUACGUACUCGGGACAGUCGCCACUGUCUUUAGCCACGGACAAACAGACCAGAAUGCUACUGGAACAUCAUGUCAACGACGUCCAAGGUUAUGGUAGCGCGUCCGUGUGGAAUUUUGAUGACUCUACACUGACCCGUGAACCAGAGGACGUAGAUCGACUGCUAUGGUGUCUGCCGCCGGCCCCGUCACCGGCGCCGACCGAUGACGGUCCGUCGUUCGAAUUCGAAUUCGCCGACCAAUCGUUGCCGGACGUUUACAAACUGCCAUCCUACGAGAGUGCUGAAGAUCGGACGGACGACGACGAUUGGGUGCUGUUCGCGGACGUUUCGACGGCGCUGUCCGUGAAGACGGCCGACGCGCUCGUCAAACUGUUGGACGACGAAAACGCCGUGACGGCAGUUCCGGCGGACCGGUUCAAAGAGCGCGCGGUGCUCCGGAAAUCGUUGGGCCGACAACCAGUCGCGGUGCCGUCCGCCACCGCAGCCAGUAAAUCUGGCGCCGCCGAACGUCCGCCCAAAGACGACAACGACUCUUUAGCCGCGAAGCAAGCCUCGUCUACGUCGUCCACAUCGGCCUCCGCAGUCGUGUCCACUUCCUCCACAGCCACCACAAUCUCCACCGCGGCCGCCACUACGAAUACUACUACUACCGCAAAUACUACCUCCGCCGUAUCCUCCUCCUCCACAUCGACAUCCGGUGACGAACAAAUACUCUUCGUCCGUUACGACCGCAAACUCAAACAGCUGUUGGGCGUGGACGUGUACACAGUGAGUUGACGUCGUCGUCAGAAUUACCAUCAUCAUAAUCAUCAUCAUCAUCAAUAGGCGGCCGUGCGCACACACACACAGGACGAGUUACCGUGUUAUGUUGUUGUUUUUAUUAUUAUUAUUUUUUUUUCUACUACUAAGUUUAGGAAUUGCCAUUUGACAUAUUUUUCGAUUUUAUGUUUAAGCAACAUUUCUUUUUGUACUUAAAUAAGUUACCCAACUGUUUUUUUUUAUUUCUUAUGACGCAUUUUGAACAAGUUGAAAAAGAUUGACAAUUUAUGUUUUGGUUGGUUAGUUUUUUAAAAUUGGACACAUCAACCGAACCAGCAGACGUGUUUAGUAUUAUUUAAAAAAAAAAAAUUAUAAUUUUGUUAUUUUAAAUGAUUUUGGUAUACCUCUUUGUUAAUGUUUACAUUAAGUUUUAAUUAAUGUUUAUUAUUAUUAUUAUUAUUAUUAUAUUGUAUAAAAAUAUAAUAUUUACUUUUUUUUUAACAGCUGUUUUGUUUGGUAUUUUUUUCCAUGUGCUAAUAUAUAUAUUACGUGCAAUUUUAUUAUACAAUUAUUUUAUUAUUAUUACUAUGAUUAUUAUUUUAUUAUAUCUUUUUUUUAGCAAUUUAAAUGAAUUUAAAACGCGACUUAUUCGCUUGUAAUUAUUACAAUUCUUAGCUCAUUUUGUUUCUAUAAUGUAUACAAUUUAAUAUAAUAUAUAUAUAUUUAUCGUAUUAAACAUUCUUUUUUUGGUGUAUUGUGAUGUUUAGAUAGGUGUUCUAUACUUUAUUUUGGCGUGUUUAAUUAUCUACAAAACAAAAUUAUGCCUAAAAUAGUUAAAUUUAAUAUAAUAUAUAUACUUACAUAAUGUUUGUGCGUGUGUUUAUACACAAUAUUAUAAAUAUUCAAUUUUGUAUGUAAUUUAAAAAAAAAACAAAAUCUCUAUGUAUAAUUGUCUAAAUCGUAUAUUCAUGUUUAUAGUUAUAAUUAAGUAAUUUUAAUUAUAUAUAAAUUAAUUAAAGAACAGCAGUUGUACAUAGUUUAUAAAUACAAUUUUUUUCUGUUUCUAA